GUCGAGCUUUCCCUGACGUCCUCGUACAAAUUGCGGGCAAAAGAACAUGUGAGAAUUGCACCAAGCAGACUCGCUCUUUCGUCUUUCUACCCAAUCCACAAGCAAUCUUCCACUCUCACAUAUUCCUCCGACCCAGAAUCACACUCGACGUCACCCGAGAAAUCAACAAAUCAUGGCUGUCCGCGCUCAAUUCGAAAACUCCAACGAGGUUGGUGUCUUCUCCACUCUCACAAACUCCUACGCCCUUGUCGCUGUCGGCGCUUCCGAGAACUUCUACAGUGUCUUCGAAGCCGAACUCCAGGACGUUAUCCCCAUCUGCCACACCACCAUCGCCGGCACACGUAUCAUCGGCCGUCUCACAGCCGGUAACCGCAGAGGUCUGCUCGUCCCCACCAGCACAUCGGACCAGGAGCUGCAACACUUGCGCAACAGCAUUCCCGACGAUGUGAAGAUUCAGCGCAUCGAAGAGCGCCUCUCCGCCCUCGGCAACGUCAUCUGCUGCAACGACCACGUCGCCCUUGUCCACCCCGAUCUGGAGCGCGAGACCGAGGAGAUCAUCGCCGAUGUGUUGGGUGUCGAGGUUUUCAGACAGACAAUCGCCGACAACGUCCUUGUAGGUUCAUACAUGAGCUUGAGCAACGCCGGUGGUAUCGUCCACCCCAAGACCAGCAUCCAGGACCAGGAUGAGUUGAGUUCGCUGCUUCAGGUUCCUCUCGUUGCCGGUUCCGUCAACAGAGGUUCGCCCGUCGUCGGUGCCGGUAUGGUCGUCAACGACUGGAUGGCCGUCACUGGUCUGGAUACUACUGCCACUGAGCUCAGCGUUGUCGAGUCCAUCUUCAAGCUUGGUGAGGGCAUGGGUCCCUCGGCCAUCAACACUACCAACAAGGACACCAUGGUCGAGUCCUUCUACUAGACGCAUUUGUUUGCUCUGUCGUGUCACCCUCAAAAAGAGCUUUACGGUUGUAUCGGCUUCUGAUCUGAUUCGAAUGAACACACGCAUUCCUACUUUCACUUCGGUGGCCCUCCGUCCUAGUUCGCGCCCAACAUGCGCUCGCGCCAUGGACAAGACCGGCCCUCACGCCACACCCUGGCCGUCUCCACCAAGUUGGAAAUAGACAAGUUCACGGCGGAUGAUAUGGUGGGAAAGAGGAAAGAGGUUGCAUUUGAUAAUGGAGUUGUGGAAGCCGUACAACCAGACGUACUCGGAU
Molecule: messenger RNA, 1208 nt
Organism: Aureobasidium subglaciale EXF-2481
Lineage: Eukaryota; Fungi; Ascomycota; Dothideomycetes; Dothideales; Saccotheciaceae
Exons: 3
Coding region: 173-913 (246 amino acids)
Biological process (GO): maturation of LSU-rRNA; assembly of large subunit precursor of preribosome; ribosomal subunit export from nucleus
Cellular component (GO): preribosome, large subunit precursor; cytosol; nucleolus
Molecular function (GO): ribosomal large subunit binding
Source: RefSeq, a predicted model, not a curated record